Rotaria socialis is the source of this 2673-nucleotide messenger RNA. Lineage: Eukaryota; Metazoa; Rotifera; Eurotatoria; Philodinida; Philodinidae. The record is from the annotation of a GenBank genome assembly.
AUGUCCAUAUCUCCGCGACCAUUUAGUCCACCGCGAUCUGCAUCAAACGAAGAAGAUAUUAUUGACGAUGAUGAAUAUAUUGAGUCACCAGGAACAUUAAUAUCAUCAUUUGAUUUAUAUAAAAAUGCUGUUGAUCGUUUACGUUCAUCGGUUACAUGUCAAUCCAUUGAACAACAACAAACUUCACUCGAACAUUUUAAACCAUUAUCAACACGAACGAAUGCUUGGCUUUAUAUGCGUGUACAUGACGAUUUAUUUAGUAUUUUAUUGGAUUAUUUAUUGAUUGAGAAUUUAUCUAUACAAUCAGUAGUACUCAGUAUAUUUGCUAAUAUUGCUUGUGAACAAGCAUCACAUGAACAGAUCAUCGAAACAAACCUAAUCGAUAUAGUUUGUCGAAAGACAGUCGAUAUAAGUCAAAUAGAUAUAACUAAUCGAUGCUUUCGAUUAUUAGGUAAUGUAUGUACCGUCGAAGAUGCUGCAAGGAAAAUGAUCGAAGCCGAUUUAACACGAUCCAUGGGUAACGUAUUGCGGCAAUGUACAGAUGCUGCAUGUUUACAUUCAACAAUUCGAUGCUCAAGAAAAUUAAGUACAUAUGCAUUUGGUCGUGAUCGAAUGCUGGAUUCUAUGUGUUUAUUAUGGAUAUGUAAACAAUUGUUUGCGGAAAAAGUUGCUCUACGUAAAGAAGCAAUGAAAGCUGUAUUAGAAUGGGAUAUUGACGGUUCGGAUAGAAGUCGUUCGCAAUUACGUGAAGGCGAAAUUUUUCGCUUUUUAAUAACAACGAUUGAAGGCAAAUCAGAUAAAGAAUAUCGUCAUAUAGCAUUACGUCUGAUGAAUAAUUUAUUACGCCAUAGUGAUAUGCGUACGGAAUUUGGUUUACGCAAUGGUUUGGAUUUUCUAUUAAAUAUGAUUCAUAACCAUCAUUAUCAAUCGACGUAUGAACAUUUGAAAUGUAUUGGUCUGCUUUGUGUUUGUUGUCAAGAAGCAAACAAUCGUCGUUUAAUCAAAGAUGAUAUGAAUAAAUUGCAGAUAUUUUUUGAUUAUUUAGAAAAAUAUCAAUAUCGUUCGAAUUUUUUGGAUCUUUUACUAACAGCUAUUGGCCAAUUUAUGUAUGAUGAUCAAGCAUUGCUUAUUUUCGUAAAACAAAUGCAAUUUAUUGAACGCAUGUGUGAUCUAUUAGAAUCGGUUGUCAUGACGAAAUAUGAAAUUAAUGAAAAACGACUAUUAGGAGAUGAUGAACAAGAUUCAAGAGAAGCAAAAAAAUUGAAAACACAACAUUCGACUGAUUCUCGAAAACAACAGCGUGUAUCUGUAAUGAUUGAAUUCAAUGAAAGUUUAUUUACGGAGUUUGUCGAAAACACUCAUCUGGACGAAGAACGUAACACUUCAACAUCUGGUCAAACAGCUUCAACAAAUACAAAUAUAGAAAGUCGUCGUCGAACCGAAGCAUUAAUAUUUACAUUACUGUCGAAAUUAUCUUAUGAAACAACCGAUAAAAAUCUACGACGUUUUCUAUACAAUCGUCGACUUAAUUCAUUACUUCUUCGUUAUAUUAAUUUAUGUGACGAACCAAAUCCACGCGCCGUACGAAUUCUUCAUCGUCUAACAAAAAUGAUUGACUGCAUUGAACAUUUAAUUGAUGUUGGUCUACCCUAUUUAAUUAAAUCAAAUUUCUAUUCUAAUAAUUUUUUACAACAAUAUACUUAUGAUGUCAACACGGAUGAUCAGUAUUUAUUCAAUAUUCUUCUGAAUGAUAAUCGAGCUUUUUUCCAACGUUUAUCUUGGACAAAUGAAGAAAAUCGUUUGAAAACUAUUGAAUACAGUUUAGUAAAAAAUAUUGAAAAUCAUAUUAAUACACCGUACGCAAUCAAUGAAAUUGUACGACGAUUGGACGAUACAAAUGUAGAUGAAAAAUUUCAUUUUAUGCUAACCGUAGUUGCGACAUUGAAACAGCAACAUUUGAACUCAGUUCUAUUUGAUCGAAGUUCAGGUUACAAAUAUUUAAUUAAUCAAUCCAAUGAACAGGCUUGUUUUUGGGCGUUUCGUGCACUUGUUCGUCGAUGUAUGGGUGCAAACAGUAGUACAUAUAUAAAUGAAUUUUUUAAUGAAUUACAUAAACGUGCUCAAGUUCCAUCUGUAACUCAGACAAAAGAUAUUGAACUACACAUAAAUAAUGAACGAUUGAUUACUGUUAAUACUGAUCUAUUAUGUGUACAUUCUGACUAUUUUAAAACUCUAUUCAAUGGCCAUUUUUCUGAACGUAAUCAAACAGUAAUUUCACUCCAUUUACCUGAAUCUAUAUCAAUUGAAUCAUUCGUAAAUUUAAUGGAUAUACUAAAGAAUAAUAAUGAAGUGAUACAAUUAGAUCUUAUCCAAGAUUUAUUUUGUUUAAGCGACAGAUAUUUAUUUGACUAUUUACCAUAUCGAUUAGCUCAUUAUACUCUUGAACAAUUCAUACAAGGAAGAACGACUGAUAUUAAGGAUCCUGUAUUACAGUCAAAAUUAAUUUCAUCUCUUAUUCGAGCAUUUUUUUCCCAUCUAUUAACAAGUCAUACGAAUAUUUCCGUAGAAAUAUUUUCAAAACUAAUGAUGAAUAAUUCAGAUGAACUUCGAACAUUGAUUAUGUCAUUUUUACAGCAUAAAUGUUGGUUUCGCGAUGAAUAUUCACCUUUUUAA